Molecule: messenger RNA, 1338 nt
Organism: Zasmidium cellare ATCC 36951
Lineage: Eukaryota; Fungi; Ascomycota; Dothideomycetes; Mycosphaerellales; Mycosphaerellaceae
Exons: 1
Coding region: 1-1338 (445 amino acids)
Molecular function (GO): arylsulfatase activity
Source: RefSeq, a predicted model, not a curated record
AUGUCGCCGGAUCCCAAGCGACCCAACAUCGUCCUCAUCUUGGCCGACAAUCUUGGCUAUGGAGAGCUUGGUUGCUAUGGGGGAGGCAUCUUACGUGGUGCGGCGACUCCUCGAAUCGACGACUUCGCAAAACAAGGCCUGCUAUUACAAAACUUCAAUGUCGAAUCCGAUUGCGUUCCGACGAGGUCUGCGUUGAUGACUGGACGGCAUCCGAUUAGGACUGGUUGUCGACAGUCUGUCCCUGCAGGCUUCCCGCAAGGUCUGACACCCUGGGAGAAGACCUUGGCUGAGUUGCUCAACCAACAUGGAUAUGCGACUGCCCAUUUUGGCAAGUGGCAUCUUGGCGAUAUUCCUGGUCGGUAUCCAUCAGAUCGAGGAUUUGAGAAGUGGUUUGGUAUACCGAGGACCACAGACGAAAGCCAGUUCACUUCGACGUUGGGCUACGAUGCGGAAGUGGCAGAGCUGCCAUAUAUCAUGACAGGCACUGCAGGGCAGCCCUCCGAGAAUGUAUGCGUGUAUGACUUGGAGAAGCGUCGGCUGAUCGACGAGCUGCUUGUCGAGAAGUCAAAUGAGUGGCUCUCACGGACGAUGGACGAGAAGAGACCAUUCUUUCUAUAUCAUCCAAUGAUUCAUUUGCAUUUCCCGACACUGCCACAUGCAGACUUCGCAGGAACGACGAAGCAAGGCGAGUUUGCCGACUCCAUGGCUGAGAUGGAUUACCGUGUGGGCCAGGUCUUGGACCAUGUCGAUCAUCUAGGUGUUCGAGACAACACGAUCGUCAUCUUCGCCUCCGAUAAUGGCCCUGAGUUCCGUCCGCCGUAUCGAGGGACCGCCGGACCAUGGACUGGAACCUAUCACACGGCCAUGGAAGGGAGCCUUCGAGUGCCAUUUAUCAUUCGUUGGCCGGGCAAAGUACCGACGGGGGUGAGUUCGAACGAGAUUGUGCAUGUAACAGACAUCUUCACGACGCUGCUCUCUGUGGCUGGAGUUCCAAAGCCAGAAGACCGGCCCAUCGAUGGUGUUGAUCAAACUGCAUUCUUCCGAGAUCCGGUCAACACGAAGUCAACUCGCACUGGCUUCGUCUUCUAUAUCAAAGAUGAGUUGCGUGCCAUAAAGUGGGAGGACUGGAAGCUGCACUUCGUCUACGAGCCAAAGGUCAACCAGUCGACUGGUAAGCUGGAGUCGCCUUAUCUCUUCAACACGGUGCGAGAUCCGAAAGAGGAAGAGGAUGUUCUCUCGUACAACACUUGGGUCAUGCAGCCGAUGAUGAAACUGCGAACGGAGUUCCAACGUAGCUUGAAGAAUGAUCCUGCUCCUCCAGAUCCACUUAAAGACUAG